GAGGGGAGGAGAGAGGAGGAGGAGGCAGUGCGGCAGCCGCGAGUGCCAGAGCAGCGCUCGGUUACUCUCCCGUACUCACUGCGGGGAGGAGGGGGAGGGUGGGCGCUGUGUACCUUUUCCUCCCGUGCCUUUCCUCACUUUAGCGAGCCAGGGCCAAUCGCCGGCAAAAAGGAACAAAGGGAAGGGGGGAGGGAAGCCCACCCCGGCAGCGGCUGUACUAGAAUCCCCCCUACCCCGGGAUACAGAGCGUUGCGGCUCACGCUGACAGCAGCGCGGCACUGGACUAGGUGCCUGGCUCUACGGCGGUGUUUCUACUUCGUCGUCGCCUCCCUUCUCCUCCUCGUCGAGUUUCAAGGGGGAGCAGCGUCUCCGGCAAAGGGAGAGAAACUUGGGUCUGUGUGCGGGGUGUCCGGCGGCAGUGGCGCCUCGGUGCUGGCGAUCAAGAUGAAAAGUAAAAAAGGUGUAGUUGCAAUAUCAGGCAGUGAAACAGAGGAUGACGACACUAUGGAUGUCCCACUGGAUCUUUCCUCAUCUGCUGGCUCAGGCAAACGGAGGAGACGUGGCAACCUUCCCAAGGAAUCCGUGCAGAUUCUUCGGGACUGGCUAUAUGAGCACCGAUACAAUGCUUAUCCUUCAGAGCAAGAAAAAGCGCUGUUAUCCCGACAGACACACCUUUCCACACUACAGGUCUGCAACUGGUUUAUCAAUGCACGCCGCAGGCUUUUACCUGACAUGCUGAGGAAGGAUGGCAAAGACCCGAAUCAAUUCACUAUCUCACGGCGAGGGACCAAGCUUCCUGAGAGCAGCCUGGUGGAGUCUUCCAUCAGCACAAAGAACUACAUUCCCUUGCUGGAGGAGACUGCCUUCCUUCCCACAGCUGCACCACUCGGCAAGACUGUGCCCUCUUCCAAGCCGGCUUCCCCGGGAUCUGUCCUGGCUCGGCCAUCAGUGAUUUGCCACACGACUGUGACUGCAUUGAAGGACGCCCCUUUCCACUUUUGCCAGCCAGCUGAUGUAGGCCUGACCACGGACCUGCAGCAGCCCCCAGCCAACAGCUUCACAGAUAACUCCCUGCCCUACCAUGAGGAUGCAUCUAAACUGGGACCUGGUGCAAAUACACAGAGCGGGCUCUUCAACACUCCUCCUCCAACCCCACCAGACCUUAACCAGGAUUUUAGUGGUUUUCAGCUACUGGUGGAUGUUGCACUCAAAAGGGCGGCAGAGAUGGAGUUGCAGGCAAAACUUAUGGCCUAAGUCCCUUUCCUUCUCCUUCCCCGUUUGUUUUUCCAGGCAGGGAUCUAACAGCUUGUGUGGUUAUUGCCACCCACACGAUAUCAAGAGACUUCACUGCAUUAUUAUUAUUUUUUUUUUAUUAAUCUUAUUUGCACAAGGGAUUGCUGAAAUGAAGCUUCCUGUCACUGAGAUGGUCUUCAGUGGAAUAUGGUCAUUCCAAGAAUUAUGAACUUAAAGCUACUGUAGAAAGAAAGGAUUGUGUGUUGGUUGGUUUUUUUUUUUAUGUUUUCUUUGUAGGUUUUUCAUAAUGUGAGAUGGUUCCCAAGAUCAUGUGAUUUGUUUUUGUUUCUUUCAGACUGUGCAAUAUCUAGUAAUGAUAUAGAGUCUUCUUAUCAUUCCCAAGCGGAACAGAAUAUACCGACACGCUGUCUAAAAUAAAUUUUCAAUUUUUUUAACAAUAUGAACUUUGGAUGAUUAUGCUUUUUUCCCAUAAUGUAAUAAAAUAUUUUCUU
Molecule: messenger RNA, 1745 nt
Organism: Calypte anna (Anna's hummingbird)
Lineage: Eukaryota; Metazoa; Chordata; Aves; Apodiformes; Trochilidae
Gene: TGIF1
Product: TGFB induced factor homeobox 1
Exons: 3
Coding region: 445-1254 (269 amino acids)
Biological process (GO): regulation of transcription by RNA polymerase II
Molecular function (GO): DNA-binding transcription factor activity, RNA polymerase II-specific; RNA polymerase II cis-regulatory region sequence-specific DNA binding
Source: RefSeq, a predicted model, not a curated record